Molecule: messenger RNA, 2439 nt
Organism: Zophobas morio
Lineage: Eukaryota; Metazoa; Arthropoda; Insecta; Coleoptera; Tenebrionidae
Product: serine/threonine-protein kinase TBK1-like
Exons: 3
Coding region: 116-2233 (705 amino acids)
Biological process (GO): peptidyl-serine phosphorylation
Cellular component (GO): cytoplasm
Molecular function (GO): ATP binding; protein serine/threonine kinase activity
Source: RefSeq, a predicted model, not a curated record
ACAAAAUGUUUCGCGACUAACCUCACUUUUACUUUUUGUCAGUCGAAGUUUAAAUUAUUUCAAAAGUUUACAUUGUUUAUAGUGUUGAGUUGUGUAAAACAUUUGUAUCGUUGUUAUGGUAGUUUUUGAUAAUUUAGUCACAUCGGCAAUGUCUGAGGGCUUUACCGAAUCGGAAACCUAUAUUUGGAACACCGACAAUGACUACCUUGGUGAAGGAACUUUCGGAAAAGUCUACCUCGGCGUGCACAAAAGAACCGGCGACAAGGUAGCUGUCAAAACGUUCAGAUGUUACCCCCGCGAAGUACCAAAAGAAACCAAGAUGUUACAAAGUCUGAAACAUCAAUACAUUAUUCAAUUUCAUGCUAUCGAAACCGAAAAAAAUACCGAGAAUAAGGUGAUGGUUAUGGAAUUGUGCAAUGGAGGCAGUUUGAUGAAUUUUUUAAACGAACCGGAAAAUGCUUGUGGGCUACUGGACAGUGAAUUUCUGUUGGUUUUUGAACAUUUGUCUGGAGGACUGGAAUAUUUGAAAAAACACAACGUUAUUCAUCGUGAUGUUAAACCAGAUAACAUAAUGCGACACGUCUUUGCCGACGGCCGCGUAAUAUACAAACUAGCCGACUUCGGCACCGCUCGUGAACUUCCAGAAGGCCAAAAUUUCUACUCACUCCACGGCACUGAACCAUAUCUCAACCCCCAACUUUUUAAAGUGUGCUUUUUCAAAGACGCCGAAUUUAGAAGAGAAUUUGGAGCUAACACCGAUUUAUGGUCCAUCGGUGUCACCCUCUACCAAAUCGCCACGGGAACUCUACCCUUCAUGGUACAGGAUCGGCAAGUCAUGCUAGCGAUUUACAACGAAAUGCUACAAACCCAAGGAAUAAUAUCUGCAGUUCAGCAAAGGAAUUCAGAAGAGGUAGUUUUCCAGAAGAAACUACCCCAAACGAGUCGUCUAAGUGAGGGUUUAAAGUCUCUGAUCACGCCAAUUAUUGCCGGCCUUUUCGAACAAGAAACAAAUAAGCAGUGGUCUUUCACUCAAUACUAUGAACGGGUUUUAGAAUUACUUUCGAGAAAAGUCAUGAGUGUUUUCUACGUGAAUAAAAUGCAGAUCUUGAAGAUUUACGUGAAACCGGACGAUACUUUUAAUGAUUUCAAAGAGUACGUUUGUCAGCAGAGUGAAGUUAGCGAAGAAAAUCAAGUUUUUCUAUAUAAGCAACACUUGAUAGUUAGCAGUUUUGACGAAUUUCAUUCCGUCGGUUCGCAGUGUAUAUAUUUGUUUGAUAGAACUGCUGCAAAGGUAGAAUCUAUGAGUAAUACUCAACUGAUCUAUGAAAAUUUAUCCACUUUUCCUUCAAAAUUCAGGGCUGAUUCCGACUGUGAUGAAUUGAGACUGGCAUUCGUAGCCUGUAGAGAUUUGUGUGUUUGUAAGAACCUAAUGGAUUAUCAAUCCACCGUCUACAAACAUUUUACUGCAUUCAUGAACGAUUUUCAUGCUUACUGCAAAGAAGAACAAAACGAGCAGCGGAAGAUGUAUGAUAUUUUGCUGGACAAGAAUUGCAGUGUCAACAGCAGAGUGAAAAUUCUAGCGAAGCUUCAAGAUUUAAGCCAUUCCCCAGAUGAAGAAUUUACUGAAAAAUUCAAGACCGUAACUGACAAUUUUAAGGAGCAAGCUGGCAAAAUUUUUGAUGAUCUCGCAGAUAGCAGACCAGAAACAGAAGUUGACACAAAACAUGACUCCUAUCUUAGCAUCGUUGUCAAGGAGUUGUCAGACAUGAAAAGUAUGACGAAGAACUUGUACAGUGUAAAACUCAACAAUAAGAAACUGUAUGAGUACGAGAAGAUAAAAAUAAUUCAUUGUGUCAGGACAAUAAUGGAAAUAUUGACAGACAAAAUACAUCCAGAUUUUGAAGCGUACGUCGAUGAUGCAAAACGCUGGUACAAAAAGGAGUUUUUUGGACAGGUCCGAUCUCUAAGUGUUUUAAAAAAACAUAUCAAUCGAUAUAGACGCGAUUUGAAUGACUUUGAGGCAGAUGUUGAUACUAGAAGUAACGAGAAGUUGGAAGCAAUUAGUAAGACCAAACAGCCGACCAUGGAUACUCAUAAGUUGUUUGGGAUGUUGGAACAAUAUAAACGAAAUAAUUGUGACAUGAAGUCUUUAAUAGAAGAGAACAUACAAUUGGCCGAGAAAAUAGGUGAACUCUUCUUGAGUUUGGACACAAAUAUGUCAACGGAUUUGUAAGAAGUUGGGUAAUUGGAUCUAAGGUGAUUUAGUUGUAAGAAAUCAAAUUCAGCGUUAUUUUGCCUGAAUUCAAUUUUCAAGGGUAUUAUGAAGUAUUUUUGUACUGACAAAAGGCUGUUGUGUAUAAUGUAGGCAGUGUAAAUAACAUAAAGCAAUAUGUGGACAUGUAAUGAUAAAUAUAUUCUUGAAUAUACACAUUAUUUUGA